Lithohypha guttulata is the source of this 1125-nucleotide messenger RNA. RefSeq lists its product as uncharacterized. The record is from RefSeq and is a predicted model, not a curated record. NCBI's taxonomy places the organism in Eukaryota, Fungi, Ascomycota, Eurotiomycetes, Chaetothyriales, Trichomeriaceae. The coding region runs from base 1 to 1125 and encodes 374 amino acids. The transcript has a single exon.
AUGAACUUUAUCUGGCCUCCAGAAGGCGAUUUUGGUGUCAUUGCUAAAUUAGCUUCUCAGGAAGCUGUCAACACGUUCGAUACACUCAUUUUCGAUUGGGAAUCACCUUUCGACGCGGUACGGUUAAUUCUUGUAUGCUUGGAACACGGAACCAACAUCUUCGAAUCAAACAGCACACAGCCUUUCAACAGUGGUCCGUACGAGAUUGGCGAUGUUUGGGGUAUUUCUUCGCUAGAUUUCCUCGGUCUGUCUGAUUAUGCAACGUACCCAACGUCAUGCGAGAUCGUACCAAAGGAUUGGGAGGCAACGGAUGAUCCGCCUGAUCUUGGGUUCAACGGUACAACGCAGUAUGGCACCAUCGGCCAUUUGUUCUUGGUCACGAGCAACGAUGCGACGUCAACGACAUAUGAACCUACCAGGUCUACAGCUACUGGAAUUGAAGCAACUACAACCGAGACAUCUGAAGCCAGUACAUCCACCACCUUCGAAUCUUCGGCAGAGCCAAGCUCAACAACCUUUUCCAGCACGAGCUCGACAGCUUUCUCUACACUCGCAGUAGUGAACACCAACACCACCAGCUCCGCAAACCAGCCCACCACACCCCCUCCACCAUCGACCUCCUUCACCACACCCGAAACGACCAUGUUCUCCGCCUCACUACCGAUAACAGACCCUCUAACACUAUCCUCUCAACCAACACCCUCGCCCUCACCCACCACUCUCCCACCCCUCAACAUCCCCCUAGAAAUCGGUCUUGGAGUAGGCAUCUCACUCGGCAGUCUCAUCUUCAUCGCGCUAAUCAUCCUGAUCUUCCUCCGGCGCAAGAAAUCCCGACGACGACGACAAUGCAAAGUUGAGGAGAAAGAUAUGAUGAUUAUGACUCCUUCGAGGGCGACGGCUGGGCUGAAGAGUGAAUUACCUGCUUAUGCUGAGAAGGCGGAGGAGAAGAGGUUGUUUGAGGUGUGUGAUGGGGGGGAGGGGAGGAGGGAUAGAUGGGAGCUUGAGAGUCCGAGGAGUGGAGGUGUGGAGGGGUUGUUGCUGGGUGGUGGUGGUGGGGGAGAGGGAGGGCGGAUGCAUGAGUUGGAUGAAGGUCGUGGUGAAGCACGAUGGUACCGCAGUCGUUGA